AACUCAGUUCAUAAGAGGGGCCACCAAUUGUUUUAUAUUACACAUCCAUUGUUUGCUUCCCUGUCUUGCUUAUAAUUUUUUAUACAUAUAUGAUAGUCUCCUCAUAAGCCCGAUGGAUAAGGAAUGGAUAAAGGAAAACCCUGCGAGUAAAGAGUAUCAGAAUGGUCUUGAUUUUUUUCUAGAUUAUGCAUACACCAAAGGAAAUCCCCUAGGGAAAGAGAUUUUGUGUCCUUGUGCGAAUUGUUACAAUACCAAUUGGCUUACAAGGAAUGAAGUACGAAAUCAUUUAAUCGCAUUUGGAUUUCAAAAAGGAUAUGAUGUUUGGGUUCGACAUGGUGAGAAGAAACUAAAACCCGGUGAUCUUAAUGAUAAUUAUAUGAAUCAUGAAGAAGAUCAAAUCGACGAUAUUUAUGGACUAUUGCAUGAAAGAUUUAGAGAUGUUGUACAAGAAGAAAAUGAAGUAAAUGUAGGCCUCAAUGAAGAUGCAAAAAAGUUCUAUAAUCUAGUCGAAGAAGCCAAACAAGAUUUGUAUUCGGGUUGUAAAAACUUCUCUAAAUUGUCGUUCACCAUCCGUCUUUAUUUAUUGAAAUAUCUUUAUGGUUGGAGCAACAUAUCAUUCAAUGCUCUCUUAGAGUUGUUGAGAGAAGUUAUGCCUUCAUUGAACAUCCCUGAUACGUUCAGCAAAACCAAAGGUAUGAUAAGGGACUUAGGGUUGGAUUAUAAGAAGAUCGAUGUUUGCCCUAAUGAUUGCAUGAUAUAUUGGAAAAAUCAUGAGAAUGAUACUUCUUGCCAUGUUUGUGGUGCUCCACGGUGGAAUGAAGAUGUAAAAGGAGAUGAUAAAGUUGAAAAAAGUCAUAAGUCUCAUAAAGUUCCUUUGAAAGUUUUGAGGCACUUUCCCUUGAUUCCAAGACUUCAAAGACUGUUUAUGUGUUCAAAGACUGCUAGCUCAUUAAGGUGGCAUGAUGAAGAACGUUCGAAAGAUGGGAAGUUGAGGCAUCCUGCAGACGGAGAAGCAUGGAAAGAAUUUGAUAAAUGUCAUUCUGAAUUUGCUGAUAAGCCGCGUAAUAUAAGACUUGGGUUGGCCAGUGAUGGAUUUAAUCCAUUUAGAACCAUGAAUUUGUCUCAUAGUACUUGGCUUGUGGUAUUAAUACCAUAUAACUUUCCACCUUGGUGGUGCAUGAAGGUUGAGUAUUCUAUGUUGUCUUUAUUAAUCCCUGGACCACGUUCACCUGGGAAUAACAUUGAUGUGUACCUUCAACCAUUGAUAGAAGAAUUGAAAGUGUUAUGGGAUUUGGGUGUAGAAACAUAUGAUGCAUCACUAAAUCAAACUUUUCAAAUGCGGGCAUCUCUCUUAUGGACUAUUAGUGACAUUCCUGGGUAUGCUAUGUUGAGUGGCUGGAGUACAAAAGUGAAACUAGCAUGUCCUUGUUGUAAUUAUAACACUAAUUCAAUAUAUUUGAAUAAUAGUAAAAGAAUGUGUUAUAUGGAUCAUCGUGUUUUUUUGCCCGAGGAUCAUAAAUAUAGGUCAAAUGUUAGGAAUUUCAAUGGGAGCAUAGAAGAUAGACCACCACCAGAGUUGUUAACUUGGGAACAAAUCUCAAAUAAACUAAAGGACGUCAACAAUGAUUUUGGUAGGUUGCAAAAGAAAAGUAAUAAUGGUCCAUGGAAGAAAAAAUCAAUAUUUUUUGAGUUACCAUAUUGGAAGCAUAAUACUUUACACCACAACCUUGAUGUGAUGCAUAUAGAGAAAAACAUAUUUGAUAGUAUAAUUGGGACUUUAUUGGAUAUCCCAGGAAAGACAAAAGAUCAUAAAAAUGCACGUUUAGACUUGAAAGAGAUGAGUAUUAAAAAGGAACUUCACCCCAAAGAGGUAGAUCAAGGAAAAAAGUCAGUGUUUGCAAAAGCAUGCUUUUCCAUGACUGCAAAAGAGAAAACUAUUUUUUGUUAUGUAUUGAAAAAUGCAAAAAUACCAGAUGGUUGUGCUUCAAACAUUUCAAGGUGUGUUCAACUUACUGAAAAGAAAGUUAGCGGAUACAAGAGCCAUGAUACACAUUUCAUGUUGCAUUACUUGCUUCAAGUGGCUGUGAGAAGUGCAAUGCCAAACCAGAUUCUGCAAAGCCUCAACAAUACAAUGAACAAGUCUCAAGAAGCAUUUGAGAAGAAAAAAAGUAUUCCAAAGUUUAUAUCCAUGCCACUUACUGAAUGUCUAGAUAAAAAUAAAGAACAAAAUGGAGUUGAGGAAUUUGACGAUUAUGAUAUAGAAGAAAAUGAAAUGGAAGAAUAUAUGGAUAAUGGUAGCAACCAUGAUAGUGAGGAAGUUGAGGGAACAUGUGCAAAUAAAGCUGAAGGUAAUAGCUUAGGUGCUUCAUCCUCAGGACUUAUAAGAAAACGAGGAAAGACUUUAUGUCGGAAAAUUCAUGCACGAGAAUUCAAAGAUAGACAAGAGAUCACCUUGAAUGAAGAAGGACAACCAAUUGGGCCAGAUGAAAAAACAGUGUCUGAACUCAGUAGUUUUUUAGGGACAAUAGGAAGAAGUUCAGAUUUAUGUCCUCUCACUUUCACUAGUUGGAUUGCUUUGGUUAAGUUUUGGGAGCAACACAAUAUAGAUCCUGUGUGGGAUUAUGUCAAUGAAAAAUACAAUGUUCCAAAGGAAGGAAGGAAGGUUGUAUUUGCUAUUAUAAAUGAUGCUUGGAGACGAUACAAAUGUUUUCUUAAAAGGAAUCAUUUUAGUAAGUAUAAAGGCUUGCGCGAGCAACUAAAAAAUCGUCCACGAGAGGUACCAGAAGAAGAUUUUAGAAAGUUAUUGGAUUAUUGGAGAGAUAAAAAAACUCAAGAAGUCAGUCAUCAAAAUGCCGAAAAUAUAGCUCAACUAAAAUGGAGACAUCGAGUGGGGAAUAAAGCCUUUGCUGUUAUAAGAGAAAAAAUGCGUGAAAGUAAUGAAGAUAAAGAACCUCCAGCGCAGGCUGAAAUGUUCAUUGCUACUCGACAAAGUAGAAAAGGAAAGGAGUUGGAUCAAGAAACUAACCAUGCAAUAAUAAAGCUUCAAGACUUGAUUGAAAAUCAUGGACAGCCUUCUUCAGAAGCUUUUGAAAGUGUAUUUGGCAAACAAAAACCUGGAAGAAUGUGUUGCCAUGGAAGAACCACAACACCGUCUCUCUUGAAAAGAAAUGAAGAAAUUGCCAAACUAAAAAAAGAGCAUGCAGAUGAGGUUAGACAAUUUAAUGAUAAGAUAUAAGAAAUUGAGGAGAAACGUCUUCAAGAUAAGGAAGAAAUGGAAAGAAAAAUGCAACUGCUUCUUAAGACCAUUUUGAAUCAAAACACCUCAGAGUUGAAUAUAGAGGCUCUCGCAGCUCUGAUAUCAGCUCCUGCAACCGAUGCUAACAGUGUCUUACGUUCUUCUGCAUCAACACAUGCUCCAACUAAUGAUCAAGUAAUUAAGAUUGAAUUGUCUUAUGCUUUACAUUAUAGUUUUAGAGCUUUAUAAUAAUCUUAUUUUCAUUUUAUUACUUUUAUUUUGCAAAUCAUGAAUGAUAAUAUCAAUGAAGAUUUUCAGUCAUUCGAUGAUGAAGAG
Molecule: messenger RNA, 3571 nt
Organism: Lathyrus oleraceus (garden pea)
Lineage: Eukaryota; Viridiplantae; Streptophyta; Magnoliopsida; Fabales; Fabaceae
Exons: 6
Coding region: 113-3235 (1040 amino acids)
Source: RefSeq, a predicted model, not a curated record